Xenopus tropicalis (tropical clawed frog) is the source of this 1216-nucleotide messenger RNA. It is a transcript of the gene apln, whose product is annotated as apelin. Gene Ontology annotation, molecular function: apelin receptor binding; hormone activity. Gene Ontology annotation, biological process: signal transduction. Gene Ontology annotation, cellular component: extracellular region. Lineage: Eukaryota; Metazoa; Chordata; Amphibia; Anura; Pipidae. The record is from RefSeq and is marked provisional.
UAGAGCUCCCUCUGGAAGGAGUUAGGCUUUUCCAAUACACACAGCUCGCUUCUUGGAUUCAGCACAGUUCUGCUCGCUCGCACUCAGCCACAAGAAACAUGAAUCUCAGACUUUGGGCACUGGCGCUUCUGCUCUUCAUUUUAACCUUGACUUCAGCAUUUGGAGCUCCACUGGCUGAAGGCUCAGAUAGAAAUGAUGAAGAACAGAAUAUCCGGACACUGGUAAACCCAAAAAUGGUCCGUAACCCUGCACCUCAACGGCAAGCCAACUGGAGAAAAAUCCGACGUCAAAGACCUCGCCUUUCACACAAGGGCCCAAUGCCCUUCUAAGAAUAAAAAGAUUUAUUGGAAUUGAGUUGUCCCCACCAACUGCAUAAUCUGCUAUGUUUGGCAUGGAACCCUGUGAUGCUCAGAGAGAUUGAAAACAUGUGAGUCCAGCUGCCUUCGGUCCUAUGGAUUUGCCUCUUCAACUUUUAUUGCAAAGAUAUAUUGGAUCAAAGGACACUGCAUUGAGGGAUUGUCAUGUGUUCCCAGGAUUCCAGCAAUUCAUCUCUGCUCCCCAAAGGGAGACCUUCCUAAUUACUACUGGAUCACGAACAGCUAAAGCAAUGUUAUUGCACUAAGAUCUCCUUCCUGGCAUUGCCCAUGCCUUACUCUGCAUUUUGUGUAUCUCUAACAUCAUCAUAUGUUUAAGGAAUGUCUAACAGCCCUUUUGCACACUUUCCAAUCAAGCGUUUGAGCCUCUAAUGAGCCAAAAAAUGUUUGUGGUAAAAAAUGUUGGUGCUGAGCAAAAUUUGUGUCUUAAACUGAAAAGGAGGCUGGUGUGAAACAUAUACUAUUUGCAUUAGGCUACUUUCAACCUAAAUGGGUUGAUCCACUGGGACAUAUCUCAUUAUGGACAUGUCAUAAAGAUUCCUUUAGGUUCCAAGCCCCUUGCCUGUGGCAACUACCUUAUUUCUCCCCAAGAAGCUGUUGGAUUUUUUUUCUUUUUUAGAAAAAAAAAAAGUAUUAAUGAAUAGAAGCCAUCCAAAUAGCACUUUCUAUAACACACAUGCUUUAACGGGUUCAUUUCAUGAAAACUAAAAGAAAACAAAUAACAGUAUUGUGUUCAUUUUUUUGUAAUGCUCUUUUCUCUUCUUUAAACAAAUGGUUCUCUUUGUGUAUAUGUAUAUAUAUGUAUAUGUAUCUCUGAAAAGAAGAUUCUUAUUUUUUUUUAA